This is a messenger RNA of Erythranthe guttata (spotted monkey flower), 1031 nucleotides long. Its product is annotated as transcription factor BEE 3. Lineage: Eukaryota; Viridiplantae; Streptophyta; Magnoliopsida; Lamiales; Phrymaceae. Gene Ontology annotation, molecular function: DNA-binding transcription factor activity; protein dimerization activity. Gene Ontology annotation, biological process: regulation of DNA-templated transcription. The record is from RefSeq and is a predicted model, not a curated record. Gene Ontology annotation, cellular component: nucleus.
AUAAAUAAUUAGUCUGCAAAAAAAAAAAAAAAAAACAGAGAGAAAACAGAGAUGGCUGAUUUCUUCCUCCAAAACUUUAAACAGUCUUUCUCAUUGGAAGACUUUGAUCCAGGCUCAGAUUUUGUUAACCAAUUUUCAGGGCUGAAUCAUAGUUUGAUUGGAUCAUUUCCCCAUGACAGCAUCUUUCCUCAGUUAUCUCCAGGCCCUGGAAACCUGGAUAAUUUCCCUGGAUUAUUUAUCCAUGAUGAUAAAAACGUUGCGGUUACUCCUUUUACCGAGCCCGUGAUCCUGAACAACAAUCAUCAAAAGAACACGAAACGGAAAGCCGAUGACACCAGCACGCCGGAAAGCAGCUCCGCUAAUAGUUCCGCUUAUUCGUCUCCUCAGGUCUCCGAUAAUGGGAUUAGAAAGCCAAAUUGUGGACGAAGAGGAAAGAAAGCGAAAGGCGGUAACGAAAAGGAAGACGAGAAGCCGAGGGAAGUGAUUCAUGUCAGAGCCAAAAGGGGCCAAGCCACUGAUAGUCAUAGCUUAGCAGAAAGAGUUAGACGAGGAAAAAUCAACGAGCGAUUACGAUGCUUGCAAGACAUUGUUCCAGGAUGCUACAAGACAAUGGGAAUGGCAGUAAUGUUCGACGAGAUCAUCAAUUAUGUGCAAUCCUUGCAAAAUCAAGUAGAGUUUCUUUCGAUGAAACUUACAGCAGCCAGCACGUAUUUCGACUUCAACUCAGACACAUACGCCAUGGAGACAAUGCAGAAAGCAAAUGCAGCUAUCCAGGGACUUUCUUCUGGUCAGAUUUCCCCAUUAAGCCUUGAUUUUGGCUGUUAUAAUCAGUUGCCACACACCAAAUGAAGAAUUCCCAUUUUGCCCCUGUCUUUUUAUUUUUCUCAAUUAAAUUUGUAUUAACUCUAGGCCACACAUAUGGCAAAUAAGGGCAGAAGUUGUAAGAAAUUUUAUACUUGUAUACUCAAAUUUGUAUCAACUGUUACAUCUUGGAAUUCAACCAAUAAUUAGCAUUUUGAGGAUUUGUUCGA